Molecule: messenger RNA, 7307 nt
Organism: Argiope bruennichi
Lineage: Eukaryota; Metazoa; Arthropoda; Arachnida; Araneae; Araneidae
Product: discoidin domain-containing receptor 2-like
Exons: 14
Coding region: 483-3212 (909 amino acids)
Biological process (GO): multicellular organism development; cell surface receptor protein tyrosine kinase signaling pathway; protein phosphorylation
Cellular component (GO): membrane; signaling receptor complex
Molecular function (GO): collagen binding; ATP binding; protein tyrosine kinase collagen receptor activity
Source: RefSeq, a predicted model, not a curated record
GUUCGUUUGGCGGAGGAGAGUGGUACGCCUCCUGCUUGUCUUAACACCGGGGAAAAAGAGAGGUCCAUGCGCUUUGAUUCGCCGACGGAUUGAUCUAUUUCAAUAAGGGGAAAAAAGUUCUCUUUUUUUAUUAUUAUUAUUUUCGAACGCCAGGUGAUAAAUUAAUCUGAAAUUUUGGAUGACUCUAUGACUGCUCAUGAAGUGUUAUAAAAUGUGAUAAGUUUUUUCUUCAAGAUGAUAGUUUUUAUUAUAAACUGGAUUUAAUUUGUGCUGAAUUAAUGAAUGUAUGGUUCGGAACAUGGAUUGAUUCGAUUAUAACUGCGUUUUUCUGGUAGUGCUUUUUUCCAGCCAGCAAUGUGAUGUGAGGUUCCGCUGCUCGUGCCUAACCGUGACCAUGGGCCGCUGAUGUGCAACCGGAAACGACCCGGAAGGAAAAUCGGCCCCAAACAGCUCGAGUCGUCUGGUCGGGCCUAAUCUCCACUAUGUUACAACAGAGGUGGCAUUACUCCUUCCCCAGGAACAGACUUAGUGAAUCCACCAUAACGAUGAACAUGUUUGCUAUAGUGGUGGGUCUUCUGAUGUGUUCGACUAUGUGCUCUGCCUACAUUAACUUGGAGGAAUGCCAGGGAGCCUUAGGCAUGGAAUCUGGUGCUAUCAAAAACGAAGACAUCAACGCAAGUUCUUCGUACAUAUUAGCAAGUGUGGGACCACAAAACGCUAGAUUAAACAAAGACGUGAAUGGGGGCGCUUGGUGUCCAAAGCCUCAGAUAUCGAAGGAAGUGGUAGAAUAUCUAGAGAUUUCCUUACCUUCCUUGCACGUGAUUACGGCGGUUGCCACACAGGGACGAUUUGGAAAUGGCCAGGGUCUCGAGUUUGCUGAAGAUUACAUGCUGGAAUACUGGAGACCAGGUCUUCCCAGGUUCCUGCGGUACAAGGAUGCCAUGGGACAAGAGACAUUGAAAGGCAACACGAAUACAUACACUGUGGUUAAGAGAAAAUUGAACCCCGUCGUCAUUGCUACGAAAAUUCGAUUCAUCCCAUUCAGCGUUCAUCUCCGUACUGUGUGUAUGAGGGUCGAAGUAUAUGGAUGCCCAUGGAAAGAUGGUUUGCUGUCCUAUUCCAUGCCUCAAGGUGAGAGGAGGGGCGUCGAGGUUGAUCUUUCCGACCGAACUUACGACGGCAUCAAAGACGACAGCUACUUGCAUGGUGGGCUCGGACAACUAACCGACGGCGUGGUCGGGGAGGAUAACUUCAAGCAGGACGUGUCCGGCAUGGGAAGAGGUUACGAAUGGGUUGGAUGGAAGAAUGACUCCUCUUAUUCCAGAUCAGUCGAAAUUAUUUUCGAGUUCGAUCAAGUUCGAAAUUUUACUGCCGCCUACUUCUACUGUAAUAAUAUGCAUACGAAAGAAGUUCAGGUGUUCUCUUCAGCCAAAAUUUGGUUCAGCAUUGGAGGGAAGCAUUUCAAUGAACCACCGGUCAACUUCUCCUAUAUGCCGGAUCCUUUCUUCGAGAAUGGCAGAAAUGUCACAAUACACCUCUAUCAGAGGGUCGGAAAAUUUGUCAAGGUGGAGCUAGCUUUCGCGUCGAAGUGGAUGUUGAUCAGUGAGGUGGCUUUUAAUUCAGUCCCUGCUGUUGGUAAUUUCACUGAAGAAGAUCCACCGGCAGCUCCACCUAUCGUGAGUACUGCCAUGAGUGAGGACACCUUGACAAAUCAAUAUGUCGGAUUGGUGAUUGGAGUUCUGGCAGCAGUAAUUUUGUUGCUCAUCAUAGUCAUAUUCAUCAUUAUUGCCAGAAAUAAACGACGAAAACAUACAACUCCACACACAAUUCUCAAACCAGUGGACAACAGGGUCACAAUCAACAUGAAGGAUUUGGGUUUAAGCUAUUCCCCGUGCUCUCCUCUCGCUUGCCAGUCCAAUAGAGCUAUUUAUGGUCAUCAAGUGAUGCUGGACGACUCGGAUCCAGAUAAGCUGCUGUAUCAAGAACCUCAGGAUUUUAAAAUACCUUAUCCUGGAACGUAUAGCAACGAAUCCACCACCUCCAGAGAAUAUGCUGUACCAGACGUCACCAAGAGCAAUACGCCUACCCCAGUGGUCCCCUCUCAUCCCCCACCGACCCCCCUGAACAAACCCUCAUUCCCUCAGACGCUGCCAAAACCCCUGCAGAAGCCCCCGUCCGAGAGGUACUACGCGGCCACCGAUGUGGUUAAGAUGCCAAACAUCCAGGGUGUCAGCGGAAACACAGUGUACGCAGUGCCCAACGUCGAUCUCUUGAGCCGUGAUGACAGUUCAGUUAGAGAGAUACCCCGCCACAGACUGCACUACAUUGAGAAACUCGGAGAAGGACAAUUUGGAGAAGUCCACCUCUGUGAGGCAGAAGGCAUACCCGAGCUCAUUGAUGUGCCAUGCCUCGGAAGUAAGAAACUGGUCGCUGUCAAAACCCUGCGGAAAACAGCUUCUGAGCAAGCCAGGUCAGACUUCUACAAAGAAGUCAAGAUACUGUCCAGACUUCGAGACCCCAACAUUGUGCAUGUAUUGGGUGUGUGCACGAAAGACGAACCUCUGUGUAUGAUUGUGGAAUAUAUGGAAAACGGUGACCUCAACCAGUUUUUGCAGCAACAUGUGCCUGAAAACACAUUGACCUCACCUUUCAAGCCACCUGCGAGUAAAGUGCUCAGCCAUGGCAGCCUGAUCUAUAUGGCAACUCAGAUAGCUUCCGGCAUGAAAUACCUGGAGUCCCUGAAUUUUGUGCACCGGGACUUGGCGACUCGAAACUGUCUGGUGGGCAAGGGCUAUACGAUCAAAAUAGCCGACUUCGGCAUGAGCCGAGACCUGUACUCGGAAGACUACUACAGAAUAGAAGGCCGUGCCAUGUUGCCAAUUAGGUGGAUGGCAUGGGAAAGCAUUCUUCUGGGCAAAUUUACCACCAAGAGUGACGUCUGGGCAUUCGCAGUGACCAUGUGGGAGAUUCUGACCUUCGCCAGACAUCAACCAUAUGCAGAUAUGGUGGACGACAAAGUCAUAGAAAAUGUCAGUCACUUCUAUCACAACGACGGCCACCAAAUCUAUCUCCCCCAGCCACCGGGAUGCCCCAAAGAAAUCUAUGAUCUCAUGAAAGAAUGCUGGCAAAGAAACGAACACGACAGGCCCAACUUCAGAGAAAUCCACCUUUUCUUGCAGAGGAAAAACCUCGGUUACGCCCCCAAUGUGUGAAAAUUAAUUCCAUUGGUAGGUCGUCCUCCGUCUCUAAACACGCCGUCUGCUACAGCAAGACAACUAUUUAUUUUCAGACUACGAUUACGAUUAGGCAAUCCGUCAUCGAAUUGUUUUCUGCUGGCGACAACCAAGUGACUGGAAAAUUGUGUCUCCGACGAUUCCUGAUUGGCAUCAGUGUUGUAUUUUUAUUUUAGGAUCGGUAUUGGACAGCCAUGAACAAUUCCAAUGCGUAGGGUAUAGUAGAGUAUUAAACGAUGAAAGGUCAGCUAUAGAGAAAUGGAUGCUGAAGCUAAAAAUCAAAUUGUUAUCUUAAUUAAUCUUUAAAUAUCUUUCAAGAAUUAUCAAUGUGCAUGGAUUAAAUGUGUGUAUUUUAUUCUAAUUAUUCAAGGAUUGUUUUAUUUUUAAGCAUGUCACUUUUUGCAUUUAGUGUUUGACUUGUUCAAUGAAAUAGAUAAAUCCGUUAACGGUGCAUGAGCUAUUGGCAUUAAAUGUGGCUGCAAUGAAAAUGUUAAUGGCAAAUUCCAAAAACUGUUCGCUUUUUAAAAUUGGUAUACUUAAAUGGCAUUAUUGAUACUGCCACGCCAGUCAAAAAAUAUUAUUAGCUAAUUAUCUUUCCAUUUUAAUUAAAUUAAACUAAUUAAUAUGCAAAAAUAUUACUUUUCUAUUUUCUUAAAAUAUAUUGGAAAGCAAACUCCAAUAAUUUAAUGAAUCCAAUAAUUUGAUGAUACAUUAUCUUCGAGGAUGAAGAUAAUGUAUUUAAUUCUUGGUUUCGGUAUCCAUUUCAGAACAGUAACUGUUUUUGCAUCGAUUAUUUAUCAAAAUAAUUAUCCUGCACGAUGACCUGGCGAAUUAUCCAGGAUAAUCCAGAGGCCAAAGCAUACAAGGGAAUUUAAAUCAUGGGUGCUAAAGCCUUAUUCUCAGUUAAAUAUUCACUGGUAUGCCUCAAGUAAACACAGACCAGUAUAACCAUUGAAAUUUUCAUGCUCAUGAGCUUCAAACCUUUUAUGAAUAGGUGUUUCAUUUAUAUGGACUUUAGAUAGAGCCCGUUGUUUCUCAUCAUGUCUACUGCACUGAAAAAAAACUUUUCUUUUGAGUUAUUGUCCAGCGAAAGGCUUGGAAGGUAAACAAAGUUUCACCAACAAUUUUGAUGAAUUCUUUUAAUUAUUCUGGAAUAUAAACUUUUUAAAGUUUAUAAGAUAUAAAUUUAAUCAAUUGCAAAAUAUUUUAUUCCAUCUCCUUAACAGUAUCUGAUCUAUAAUUAUUCCAAAAAACGUAAUUUGCCUUUGAUUCCAUUUGUUUAAUUUUUUUUAAUAUCUCAAAAAAAUGUCAACCAUCUAAAAUGGCAUAACUUCAAUUUAAAAAAUUUGGAAUUGAAUUUACUAUAUUUUGAUCUCAAAAACAAUUUUUUUAACAACGAAACCUGAUUUUAUUUAAAGAUUUUUUUAACGAAAAACGGCAGAAAAUUAUCUUAUCAAUAAUUGUCAUUAAAAGCAUAAAAUAUUAUUCAUGGAAAGUUAAAAUAGAAUAUCAUAAUUCGGAUUUUUUUUGUUUGUUUCUUUUGAAAAACUGGAUCUAUUCUUAAACCACACACACACACAAAAAAAAAAUAUUGGAACAGUGAAUCUAAAUGUUCUUUCAAUGACGAUGUAUUUUUUGAAGAAGUCUAGACAUUCGUUGCGUUUCUUGAGCAGGAACUUAGAUUUUAAAUUUAAAAUAGCGAUGUAAGCGAUUCUCAAAAAAAUUCCAUUAUUCUAUCAUGAAAUAUGAAGUUCAGAGAAGGAACAUUAAAAUACUUUCAUAUUUCCAUGAUCCUUGUAAAAGUUCUUCAAUUCCGUUUUGCUAACUUGGUGUUCCGAAAAAUUCUUCAAAAGUACUUGAUGUUCGUUUCAAGAAAAGUCACGAACUCUCUGAAUGCCAACAGAAAUCGUUAAACUUUGCUUCAGAAGACGGAAUAAAUCUAAUACUAAGUUGCGGUUGUAGUUAAUCUCCUUUACGUGUAAAUCUAUCAUAACAUUUUUAUUUCAAAAUAAUUUUUUUUUUCAUGAAAUGCAGUUUUCAUAAACAAUCGAUAGUAUAAACGUUUUGCAUAUUUACAUAUGAAAACUAAAUUAUUUUAAAUAGCGAAAAUAAUAACAUGUUCCAAAUAAUAUUACUAAUCUAGAAGAAAUGUUCUUAAGAGAGUGGUAAUUCUGCGAAAUUAUAUUCUUCGCGAAUAUUUGUAUUAUUAUUAUCGUAAAAUAUUUUUCUGCUGCGUGUUAUUUCUUUUUUUAAAUGUUUAUUUAUUCUUUUCUUGUAGUUUAAAAACGUUUGCUAGAAUAAGCAUUUUCUUUAUGAAUAGCAUUUGAUGUUUUUUAUGCUUAUAUGAAAAUAAAUGCAAACGAUUUUAUGCAAAAAAAAGUAGUCAUAUAAAUUGGCAAUAUAUAAUCAUAAAAAUAAACAUUUGAUGGUCGAAUAAAUAAUGAAAUCAUAUUUUAAAUGAUGAUUAAUUUUUUUUCUCAUUUCUAAAGAAUAAAUAAUAUUUAUAUUAUAUACUCUUUACAGAUCAGUAUACUGUAAAAAAAUCAAUUUAUUUUGAAAUUUUUAAACUUUGUGAAUGAAACUUUUGAGCCUUUCUUCCUGACAUAUUCUACUCAAGUAAGCAUUUGUCCAGUAUGUGAUAUACAUUCUGUAUCACACAAUUGAGCACAACGGCAAAGUAAGGAAUCAUGGACUCUUGGAAAAAAAAAAUUCUUCUCAUAAGAAUGUGUGUGUAUAUGUGUGUUCUUAAUGCAUAAACUGUGAUCGUGAAAUGUUUUUUUUCCUUUUGAGCACUGUAAAUGUAAUGUACAUGUAUAUUUUUAUGUUUCGGUCAAUUUAAGAUUAUUUUGUAAUAUAUUUGAAAAAAAAAAGCCUCUGCAAAACUGUUGUAAAUUCGAUGUUGUUUGCACAGGCUAGUAGGUAAAAUUUAAAUGGAGUGAAAAUUUAACGCAUUCUUUCAAUCUCGCUGCUGUUGCUGCUGUUAUUUGAUUUUACUGAUUAUGUUUUUAAAAUUAGAUAUUGAUUUAUAGUGGCUUUAUCAUGAAGUCAAAUUUUCUGCCAUUGAUUUCGUUAGACAAUGUUAAUAUUUCAUAGAUUAUUGAACUCAUUUCAUGAACCAUUCAAUAAUUAUUAUUGAUUGCUUAAAAAUACAGCCAAUAUUCUUCAAAAAAAGAAUGUUAUCUUUUUUUUAAUUUCAUUUUUAAAAUUAAACCGGUAAUAUUCUCCAAAAAAAGAAUGUUAUCAUUUUUUUUCUUUCAUUUUUAGAAUUAAACCGCUAAUAUUCUUCAAAAAAAGAAAGUUUUUUUUUCUUGGAUUUUUAUAAAUAGAUCCAUAUACAAAACAUAUUUUUCAAAAUUUAAAAAAAAAAAUUUUGAAACGACAAAGAAAAUUUUCUCCGAUUAUUGAGGUUUUGCCCUCAAAUAAUAAAAAGCAUGGCUAAUAAAAUGGAGAACUUCAUAUUCAAUAAAUUUUGUUUUUCUGGUUAAUAAUUAUUUAAACUUUUUUUAAAAAAAUUCUCAUACGUAACAGUAAUUUUCUAUUCAUAAAUUAAUAUAAAGGAGUGUUUUCUUUUCUUUGAAAUUAACUUUGCCAUUUAGAAGUAUCAUGUAUUUUAAAUUUCUUCUGGAAAAAGUCAUAUAAAUAUAUUCAUGAUUUAAUUCUCUUUAAAUCUGGAAUUGUAUUAUAGUUAUAAUUUGAUAUAAUAACAUUUGUGAAAGCAGUUCAGCGAAGGUUUGAAAGAAUUUGUACAUAAAGCUUUGACCAUCUAAGUGCUGAUAAAUAACUGCUGUGAGAUUGUACAGGACGAAUGUUUUCAUAAAACAAAUUGUGAUUUAUUUCACCAUUGAUGUGGUGGGUUUCGCUAUAUAUUUAUAUAGCGAGCCAAGUACUUAUGUAUUAUAAAAAACUAAAUUAACUGAGGUGAAAAAUUAUUUAUAUCAGUUGUCUUGUAAAUGUGUGCUGUCCAUAGUCGAUUUUCUAAUAUUCACAACGCUCACGAAAUUUAAUGAACAAAUAAUGCACGUUUUGCACUGUAAUUUUUAGCAAAACCAACAAAUCACGUUUUAUAUCUAAAAA